AUGAACAUGAGAACCUUACUGAUGGCAAGUCUUGUGCCAGCUUCAGUGGUGGGCAUGUUUUGGGGAUUGUCAAAAUUAAAACAUGCCGGAAAUGAUUGGAUGGAAAAGAAAGCGAGAGAGGAUCCGUUGUUUGCUAUCUUUAAGGAAAACAAGGAAAGAGUGGAUGCUGGAUUACCACCGCUACGACCAGAAGAGGUGCCACAAGACAUUCAAAAAAUAUAUCGAAAUUAUUUUGACAAGGAAUUUCAAAGAUACGAACGAAAUAAGUUUGCACAAGAGGAUGAAGAAUAG
Messenger RNA from Naegleria fowleri, 291 nucleotides. RefSeq lists its product as uncharacterized. Bases 1 to 291 code for a protein of 96 amino acids. The record is from RefSeq and is a predicted model, not a curated record. NCBI's taxonomy places the organism in Eukaryota, Heterolobosea, Eutetramitea, Acrasida, Naegleriidae. The transcript is spliced from 2 exons.